CAGACGUUAGCUGGCUUGACUAGUCUAGUCUUGUUCAUUUCUUUGUACCCUACCAAUUACGCGUGUUAACCUGGCCGCAGGGAAUGAAGCGGGCUUUCUUGGCUUACUAACGACGGUGGACCUACCGCAGAGAAAACUAGAAAAGGAAAGAUGUUUCACAGUACUACUCAUGGCAAACAGGCAACAGUACGACCAUUCAUCAAGCACAAGUCAUGUGCUGUUCCUCUUCCUCCGUCAUCAAUGGAUGACAUCUUCAGCUCACAGGCUUUUCAGGAGGAUUGUGAACAUGGUGGAGAUGAUAAUGAAAUAAGCAUACCUGCAUCACAGCUUAUCAGAGAAAACAAUUUCAAAGUGCCAACGGCUUCUCGUGGGAUUUUAAAAAGAAGUCAUCACACAGUCAACAGGGACCCUCUAGAGGACAGCUUCUUUGGAUCACAGAGUCAGAGUUUAUUUGAUAGAAACAGCCAGUAUGAAAACCCUACAGCGUCAGAUUUUGAUGAUGAUAGCGAUGAAGAGUUAUUCAGCAGUCAGCAACCUGUUGCAAGCCAGCAGCUAUUUUCUCUAAGUGAUGAUUGGAUACCAAGUUCUCAGCCAGUGAGACAGAGGCAGAAGUUUAUACCGUCUUUCACUCCCAAGAGAGUGAGAAUAGCUGAUGAUGCAGUUAGUCACAGAACGAGUAACUCCAGAUUGGAAAACUUUGAAAAUCACAUCAGUCAAACACCAGCUUUGGUAACAGAAAGCCCAUACAGUCCCCUGGAUAUUCCUGGAUUCACAACCCCUGGUGGAACAACAUGUCCUGGCAGCACGCUACGCCCUGUCAAUGAGAUUCCCAAGAAAUACAGAAGUGUGUUUCCCUUUCCGUACUUUAAUAUUGUGCAGUCCAAGGUGUUGGAUGAUGUGCUGUAUACAGACAAGCACAUGGUUGUGUGUGCUCCAACUGGGUCAGGCAAGACAGCUGUGUUUGAGUUAGCCAUCGUACAUUUGCUGAUGGCAAUGAAAAGCAGCGCAGUCAAAGCCAAGAUUGUGUACAUGGCCCCGAUCAAAGCCUUGUGCAGUCAACGAUGUCAAGACUGGAAGGACAAAUUUGAGCCUUUAGGACUGAAGUGCCAGGAACUGACUGGCGACACUGAACUGGAUGACUAUUUUCAGCUACAAGAGAUCAACAUUGUCAUGACAACUCCUGAGAAAUGGGAUAGCAUGACCAGAAAAUGGAGAGACAAUAAAUGUCUGGUUCAGUUAGUGAAAUUGUUCCUCAUCGAUGAGGUGCAUUCGCUGAAUGAGGAAAACAGGGGUGCCACUGUGGAAGCAGUUAUCAGCCGUAUGAAGACAGUGCAGGCCGCUGCGGUCAGAGAGGCAACAAGGAAGGACAGGAAAGAGGAAGAGGACGCACCAGGGCUGAGAUUCCUUGCCGUCUCAGCUACCAUCCCAAAUAUGGAAGAUGUGGCCGCUUGGCUGGAAACUGGCGGAAAGCAUGCAGUUUAUCACAGAAUAGACGAAUGUCAUCGGCCUGUCAAACUGAGAAAGGUGGUAUUGUCCUACCCCUGCUCUGAGCGGCAAUCUGAAUUCCGCUUUGAUCUGUCCCUCAACUACAGGCUCAGUGGUGUCAUACACACUUACUCUGACCAAAAGCCUACUCUUGUGUUCUGUGCGACUCGUAAAAGUGUUCAGCAAGCAGCCGCCAUACUAGUCAAAGAAGCCAGGUUCGUUAUGAAUACCAAGCACCGCCAACGAUUACAGAAGACAACUAACCUGAUCAGAGAAGCAAAACUCAGAGAAACACUACUCCAUGGUGUAGGAUAUCACCAUGCUGGCCUGGAUGCCCAAGAUAGGAAAUUUGUGGAAGAAAUGUUCGUCCGUGGAGAUCUCCCUGUACUCUUUGCAACCAGCACCUUAGCCAUGGGUGUCAACCUACCAGCCCACCUGGUGGUGGUGAAGUCCACCCAGCACUAUGUGUCCGGCAUGUACUGCGAGUACACCGAGACACAGAUUCUGCAGAUGAUCGGCAGGGCUGGGAGGCCACAGUUUGAUAUCUCAGCCACUGCCGUCAUUAUGACCAAGCAUGAGAACAAGAGGAAGUAUGAAGCCCUGUUGAAUGGAUGUGAUCAUAUUGAAAGCAGCCUUCAUAACCACCUGAUAGAACACCUGAAUGCUGAGAUAGUUUUACACACCAUCAGUGACAUCUCCAUAGCACUAGAGUGGCUCAAGUCCACCUUCCUGUACAUCCGCAUCAUGAAGAAUCCCUUCCACUAUGGCAUCCCGGUGGGUCUAAGCACGGAGCAGCUGGAGAAGAAACUACAAGAUAUGUGCAUCAGAAAUCUGAAUCUGUUGUCAAACUUUGGACUUGUCAAGAUGGACCCAGAAACCAUGGAUCUCAAACCACUGGAAACAGGCCGGCUGAUGGCAAGAUAUUGCAUUGCCUUUGACACCAUGAAGCAGUUCAGUAAAAUAUCAGGAAGAGAGUCCAUUGAAGAUCUGAUAACCAUGUUGUGUAAGUGCAAGGAGUUUUCAGAUAUUCAGUUGAGAGUCAACGAGAGAAAGAUCCUGAAUACACUCAACAGAGACAAGAACCGAGUGACCAUCAGGUUCCCCAUGAAGGGCAAAAUUAAGUCUACAGACAUGAAGGUUAACUGCUUGGUCCAAGCUACCCUGGGUUGCCUACCCAUCCAGGACUUUGGUCUAUCUCAAGACGGCACUCGAAUCUUCAGAGCAGGACAGAGACUCACAAGAUGUCUUCUGGAGUAUCUGACACAGAGAAAUGACUUCCAAGUGCUCCUACACGCAGCAGUUAUUUCCAAGUGCUUCAGAGCCAGACUGUGGGAGAACUCCAAGAGUGUGGCGCGUCAGAUUGACAAGAUCGGUCCUGCCUUAGGCACUGCUUUGGUCAAUGCUGGCAUUGUCAACUUCCAGAGACUGGAGAGCACAAACCCAAGGGAACUUGAGCUGAUCUUGAAUAGGCAUCCCCCCUUUGGCAACCAGAUCCUUGAUGCUGUCACUCAUCUGCCUAAGUAUGAUGUCUCCCUUGAGCAGGCUCCAAGGUACAGCAGCCAGUCAGCUGAGAUCACCGUCACCAUCACUCUGAUGAACCGGGCAAAGUUGGCCGAGAAACAGACGGCUAAGCGCAGCCAUGGCUGCCUGCUGCUGAUUGGUGAUGCCGAUAAUUGCAUUGUCUACAAACAGAGAAUCACAGAUAUUCAGCUUCUAAGAGGAGGGCCAUGGUGCAAGAGGAUUGAUGUCAAGAGAGCGAACAAAGCCGAGGAACUCAGCAUCAAUCUCAUCAGCCAAGAUUAUGUUGGUCUUGAUGUUCAGAACACAUACACUCCAUUCUACUCGGGACCCAAACACCUGAGGACUAUGACUACAGACAGUUCUUACAGCCAAUCCGAGAGGGAACCGAUGAAGAACACGAAGCAAGCACUGAAGAGACGUCAGCCCACGGCAUUGACCUCAAUACCAAACCUGGAUCCUCAGUGGCCAGGAAAUGAUGCUGAUCAAAGGAACGAGGAGGAGGACCUGUUUGAGUUUGGCUUCCGCAAACCUUGCAGUCAUCGCUGCUCCAAUAAGGACUCCUGUGCUCACGAGUGUUGUAAGUUUGGUGUUCCCACGAUCCGACAGCUGCCUGCCUCUCAAGGACUUGAGAGGCAAUUGGGUCAAGGCUCACCAACAGCAGCAUUGCCAUCAGCGACAAGCAAAGCACCGAAGCUGUCACGCUUGGAGCAAUACUUCAGUGAGCUCCGUACCAAGACAGAUGGGCUACCACCAACACCAUCAGUGAAACGGAUCAAAGCGGCACCAGGCAACAAGUGUAGUGUGGACUUAGACAGGUUCGCCUUUACACCCAAAUCCAAACCCUCCGUCCCCACUGCCUUGUCUUCGUCCACGUCGACUCCUAACCCGACCCCUCAACCCAACCCCGUCACACCUGCCACCCCAUCCGCCAAGGGUUGGGAGAUGCUGGACUUUUACCAGCAGUCAAGAUGUCAGGAGAUAAGCACAGAUGGAGAGGAUCAGGAGGAACUGGAAGCAUUGGGAGAUCAAAUUCCAGAUCAAACUACAUUAACAUGGCCUGACAACCUGCGGGCCAACACUGACGAUGCCAACAUGUCCUGGUCAGACUCAGACAGAGAGGAGAUGGUGCUAGAUAGAUACAUGCAGGAUGAUGACGGCAUAAAUGCUGAUGAGCUGGCAUCAGAUGAUAACUGCUGGUUAUCAAAUCCUUAUGAAGCGGCCCUUGCAUCCCAGAUCCAACGGCAACCCCAUCACAGUCCACAGCAGCAGCAACAUGUGCACAUCUACAGGCCAGCAGCUAGCCGGUACCGACAACACCAUCACAACCCAGGAGAGAAGCAACUCUGGAGUUACGAAGAGUCAGCAACCAGCCACAAGCAGCAACAGCAGUUCCAGUCCCGGCCAGACAGUACAGCGGUCCACAGACGCAGGGGCCAAGUCUUUGCCUGGAAAUCACCAACAAUUAGCCAGCUCCAGACUGGGGAAGCACCUGUCGUGAUUCCCUCUCCUCCAACUAGCUUCAAUCCACCCUGGACUUCCAACAAUGAAAUGAGUAUGACUCGGGGACUGUCAUCAAAUGCCAGGUAUAGUGCCAAUGACUUUGUGUCAGCCAAGACAGCUCUAGCCUCUUGGCUCCCCUCCGCUUCAGCACAGAUACCAUCAGCUCGUCAAUCAAGGAACAAUAUCACCUCAUUCACAAUCGAUGAGUUGGACAAGGCCUACAAGACACAACACAUGUCAUACAUACCACAAGAACUGCCAACAGUGUCACAUCAGGAUGAGCCAACUGUGUCCACUGAGGACACGCCCAUCAUUGUCUUGUCUGAUGAAGAUACCACCAUGGACAUAAACAAUAGUAGUCAGCCUUACAUCAUGAACUCCAGCUCAGAUGAGGAGUUCCUGCAAAGCUGCCUGGAGGUGGAAUCCCGAAAGGCUAGCAAGGCACGGCAGGACACCCUGCCACCAGCCGGAUCGAUAGUGACCUCAUCCCAGUCCUCUACCUCAGAAACUUCAGAUCACAAGAACCAGUGGCAGUCUCCAGUAGUGGCUGCUGCAAACAAUUUCCAGGGAAGGAAAUGUGGAGAAAACCAAGCAAGACCAGUUAGUGAUACCCCGUUGAGUCCAUCGAGCUCUCCAGAAAUCUGCAAGCCUACUGCAAGCAGAUCUAACCAGUCUGAGAACAGCUCAUCAGGACCACCCACAGCUCAGAGCACCAAGAAGUCUCUGAAUCAUAACUUAAGGCACUCUUCCAAUGCUUGUCUUUUCUCUCCAAUAAUAAGCCUUCCGCGAAGGUUUGUACCAUUUGACAAAUCUUCCAUUACUUCCAGUUGCAGGAAUCCUCCACACCAAGACCCUUCUCUCAGUCAGAGUUUGAAGCACUCAGAGCCCAACUCACCAGAGUGCUGUAGUACAGCACAGAAUUCCUGGCAUCUCAAAUCCCCCAUCCUCACCUCCAGUCUUCAAGAAUUCAUUCAGAAGCCAUCCCUUGGAGCAAGCCCAUCCUCACCAACAAGCAGCAACACAACCAAAUCAUUGACCACCGAGCUGUCUCCUGCCUUCAACUCCAAUCGUCCAGGAUAUUCACAGCUCACCGAGGGGCCAUCUCAUCCAUAUCUUAACCCUCAAACUAGCGGCAUAGCUUCUCCAAAAUCUUCCAGCCAGGGGUCUCCAACCCACAAGGCAUCCUCUUUUUAUCAGCAGACAUCAAACCUCACUCCACAGCCGUCUCUUGCAGUAAGUCUUCGCUCUCCACCAAGCUCAUCAAGUGGUAAGAAACUCUGCAGUCCACUUCUGAGGAGACACAAAACAAGGGAUUUCUUCACCACAAAUCCUGACAAGUCGCCACAGGGUGCCGAUGAUGCCGAAGCCAUAUACGACAAACUUUUUGAAGGAAUAUUCUCAUGAAGUGAGCUGAGGUGACACAGUUUGAAACUACCAAAACUCCACCACUAAAUUUUGUUGCGUUCUCAUCAUUUUCAAACUUGCUUUCUUGUUCAAAAUGUAAAGAAUUU
Molecule: messenger RNA, 6017 nt
Organism: Acanthaster planci (crown-of-thorns starfish)
Lineage: Eukaryota; Metazoa; Echinodermata; Asteroidea; Valvatida; Acanthasteridae
Gene: hfm1
Product: helicase for meiosis 1
Molecular function (GO): nucleic acid binding; ATP binding
Source: RefSeq, a predicted model, not a curated record